Messenger RNA from Eruca vesicaria subsp. sativa (arugula), 1641 nucleotides. The record is from the annotation of a GenBank genome assembly. Lineage: Eukaryota; Viridiplantae; Streptophyta; Magnoliopsida; Brassicales; Brassicaceae.
CCAAACCAAAAAAGUCUAAUUUCGACUAAAAUAUAGAUAGCUCGCCAUCCUCGAAACUUCUCUCGGUAUCGUCGCUCUUAGUUUAUUCUUAUCUCUUCUCUCCCGACCAAAAGUUCCGUCUUUCAACUUUCCAAGGUAAAACAUGGACGUCGCUACCGCGAGUUUGAUCCAAUCUCCCGUCUUACCUCGUAAAACUUCCGACAACGGUGCUGGAUCUAUGUUCCUUACAGCCAGUGGCCCCGGGUUCACGCGUCCUGGUUCAGGACGUCAACUUCGCUUCAGGCAAAACGCGUUUGCUAGAUUCUCAAGACCGUUGCAAAGCUCAACAACUCGGAGAAGUUUGGUUGUAAGAGCUGCGGCAUCUGAUGAUGAUGGCUCCUCAUCAGCUGCUAAACCUAUAGCGCCGCUUCAGCUUCAGUCGCCUGCUGGUCAGUUUCUGUCUCAGAUUCUGGUGACUCAUCCUCAUCUCGUCCCUGCCGCUGUUGAACAGCAGCUUGAGCAGCUCCAAACUGAUCGUGACUCUCAGGGACAGAACAAAGAUGGAUCUUCUGCACCUGGAACUGACAUCGUUCUCUACAGGAGAAUCGCUGAGUUAAAGGAAAACGAGAGACGAAGGACACUGGAAGAGAUUCUCUACGCAUUAGUAGUUCAAAAGUUCAUGGAAGCAAACGUAUCACUAGUACCAUCAAUAACCCCAUCAUCAUCAGAUCCAUCUGGUCGUGUUGAUACUUGGCCGACCAAAGUAGACAAACUCGAGAAGCUUCACUCUUCCGAGAUGUACGAGAUGAUUCACAACCAUCUAGCCUUAAUCCUCGGCCCUAGAAUGGGUGACCUUACUUCCGUUGCACAGAUAAGCAAGCUCAGAGUUGGUCAAGUCUACGCUGCUUCGGUCAUGUACGGAUACUUCUUGAAACGAGUGGACCAAAGGUUUCAGCUCGAGAAGUCUAUGAAGAUUCUUCCCGGUGGGUUGGAUGAUGAUAGUAAAACAAGCGUUGAGCAGCCAGAGAACGUGACGUUUCAGUCUGUGUCGUCUCACCCUGAGGUUGGUUCAUUUGCUGGUGGUGUUAGUGCUAAAGGGUUUGGUAGUGAGAUUAAACCGUCCCGGUUAAGGACGUAUGUGAUGUCGUUUGAUAGUGAGACGCUGCAGAGAUACGCUACUAUAAGAUCAAGAGAAGCAGUUGGGAUCAUUGAGAAGCAUACAGAGGCAUUGUUUGGUAAGCCUGAGAUUGUGAUAACUCCUGAAGGCACGGUUGAUUCGUCUAAGGAUGAACAGAUAAAGAUCAGCUUUGGUGGGAUGAAGAGGCUUGUCUUGGAGGCUGUGACUUUUGGUUCGUUUCUUUGGGACGUUGAGAGCCAUGUAGAUGCGAGGUAUCACUUUGUAUUGAACUAAAAGAAAAAUGGUGUGUACUCUUGUAAUGGAUAUGACUAACAUUAAGAAAGAUAAUCAUUACAUUUAAUAUGAUGUUUUGAUUGUAAUAAGCUAUUUGCUAAAGAGUGAUAGGGAAUGCUACAAAAAUUACAAAGAAACCGAAUUUAUUAGACUUUUAAUCAAACAGAGGAUAGAAGAAGUUGUUUAGAAGUAACCCAUUUGUGCAAAACCUUACCAAACACAUCGUAGAAGACAAUCUCUGCAUCUGUGUG